AUGGCCCAAAUUUCAAUUUUUCUUUUGACUGUGGCAAGUGUUGUGCUUACUGCACUAACUGUUAGUAAUGCUUUUUUCCAAAAAAAGCAGUUUUAUCCAUCAGUUGUUUAUAUUACUAAAAGCAGUCCUUCUAUGGCCGUGAUGUAUAUACAAGGAUUAGUUAUUGCAUAUUUGAUUUUCCAAUUGGUUAGAAGGUUAUUUUUUGGCCAAUUGCGAGCAGUUGAAAAUGAGCAUUUAUCGGAGAGGACAUGGCAUGCAAUUAUGGAGACGUGUUUAGCAUUUACCGUAUUCCGUGAUGAUUUCUCACCUCGUUUUGCAAUGCAGUUUGUGUUUUUGCUGUUUGUCAAAUCUUUUCACUGGAUUAGUGAAGAUCGAGUUGAUUUUAUGGAGCGAAGUCCAAUUAUAACUGCGUUAUUCCACUGCAGAAUGAUGUCUCUGCUUGCCUUCUUAAGCGCUGUAGAUAGCUACUUCAUUUCACAUGCAUAUUUUACUACGCUUGUUAAAGGCCCUACUGUACAAAUCGUGUUCGGAUUUGAAUACGCAGUUCUAAUGACGGUAGUAUUGCAUGUGACGAUCAAAUAUAUUUUGCACAUGCAUGAUUUGCGAAAUGUGCAUCCAUGGGAAAACAAAGCUGUUUAUUUGCUUUAUUCAGAACUUCUUAUAAAUUGUCUUCGAAGCGUUUUAUAUGUUAUUUUCGUGGCUGUGAUGAUCCGACUUCACACAUUUCCCUUGUUUUCAAUUCGACCGCUUUAUCUUACUGUCCGGGCAUUCCAUAAAGCAGUCAAUGAUGUUAUCCUUUCAAGACGUGCCGUGCAUGCUAUGAAUAAUUUGUUUCCAUUAGCUUCGGAGCAAGAUCUUUCCAGUGGCGACAAUAUAUGUAUAAUUUGUCGAGAAGAAAUGACCCCCCUUAGUGGAGCGAAAAAAUUACCUUGUAAUCAUAUUUUCCAUUCAAAUUGUCUUCGAUCAUGGUUCCAGCGGCAACAAAGUUGUCCCACAUGUCGCACUGAUAUUCUAGGUUUGCAUUCACGAUUUAAUCAUUCACAGUGCAAUAUUUAUUUUCUCAUCAGUUCAUUAUUAAAUUUGUUUAUCAAGAAUUUAUACAAAUUGAACUACAGUCUAUCGACAUGGGGCUGUUUGAUGCAGACUCUACCAUCACUGUUCGCAGUACCUGCAGUUUUUCCGUUUCCACCCGUUCCAACUUUUGCUGGUCUUACGGACGAAGAAAUUGCUGCAAUGGAAGGAAGAGAGCGAGCGGCUGUUGAAGCUCGUAUCAAUUGUAUUCGUAAUAUUGGUUUAUUAUUAGAUGCAGCUGCGAUGCAACUUCAGCAGUAUAUGAGUGUUGUGCAAUCAUUGAGGUAA
Messenger RNA from Thelazia callipaeda (thelaziosis nematode), 1359 nucleotides. NCBI's taxonomy places the organism in Eukaryota, Metazoa, Nematoda, Chromadorea, Rhabditida, Thelaziidae. The record is from the annotation of a GenBank genome assembly.